AUGGCCACCACUCGGACUACUGAUGGCAUGAUUCCGUUCACCGUCGGCGACGAGACGUUCCACACAUGGUACAAGGUCUUCGGCGACCUCAAAAACAGCACACGCACCCCGCUCGUCGUCCUGCACGGUGGACCCGGACUUACGCACGACUACCUCAUCCCCCUCAGCGACCUCACACGGAUCGCAUCAAUCCCCAUCGUGCUCUACGACCAGAUCGGCAACGGUCGCUCCACGCACCUUCGCUCCAAAUCCAAAUCCUUCUGGACGAUCGACCUGUUCAUCUCCGAGCUGGAAAAUCUGGUCUCAGGCCUUGGGAUCGCAGAGCGGUUCGACAUUCUAGGACACUCCUGGGGCGGGUCACUUGCGGCUGAGUUCGCGAUCCGGCGUCAGCACCCAGGUCUGCGCAUGCUGGUGCUUAGUAACGCGCUUGCAUCGCGCUCACUGCGCAUUAAGGCCGAGCGGCAGCUCCAUGCGCUGCUGCCGCGGGAGCACCGAGAUGCAAUCGCGGCGGGGCCAGAGGCAGACAAGGAGAAGUACGAAGCGGCGCUCGAGUAUUACGGCAGUCUGCAUUUGUGCACCGUGCAGCCGAUGCCGACGGAGCUGGUCUAUUCACUCGCACAGAUAAAGCCGGAGACGGGAGACCCCACAGUGGUCACAAAUGUGUUCGGCGGAGAGUACAACGAUGAGUGGACUGUCAUUGACAGACUGGAUCGCAUCCUCGUACCCACGUUCGUCGUAAACGGGCGUGCCGACCCGAUGCAGGAUUCGGUAUGCAAGCCGUUGUUUGACGGCAUACGGAAAGCGAAGUGGCUCACAUUCGAAGGUUCGAGCCAUUCACCGUUCUGGGAGGAGCGCGAGAGAUAUAUGGAAAUCAUCAUCGACUUUCUCAGCUUGUAG
Molecule: messenger RNA, 897 nt
Organism: Fibroporia radiculosa
Lineage: Eukaryota; Fungi; Basidiomycota; Agaricomycetes; Polyporales; Fibroporiaceae
Exons: 2
Coding region: 1-897 (298 amino acids)
Biological process (GO): proteolysis
Molecular function (GO): peptidase activity
Source: RefSeq, a predicted model, not a curated record